UGAGUUGAGAUUGUAAGUAAAGCUACGUAAGUAGUUAUAUUGGUUCAAAGGAGGCUCAAGGAAAGAAAAUCAAGGAUGCCACGUUCAUUUCUGGUGAGGAGGAAGAGGGAAGCGGGCGGUGUAUGGACAUGGGGAGAUGAUGAAAACUCCUCCUGGAUCAAGCACAUCAGUGCAGCAGUUGCAGUAAAGGCACCUGGCAUUGUCAGUCUGCAGUCAGUGCCGGACAGCGUUCCUUCUGAGCCGAUAAACACAUCUAGCAGUGCUGACCUAGAGUCAGCAUAUGCGUCCAGCAGUACUGAAUCAAGAACAACGAGUCCUGAACACUGUCUCUCUCAGCAGCCCUCUCAGAGUCUCUUUCAGCCAAUUUCUCCCUCCGAUCCAGCUUCAACCACAAGAGCCAAGGUUUCUGCCCCCAGCUCUGGAGACUUCCAGUGUCCUGUUUGCCAUAAAAUUUUCCCACUCCAGCGCAUGUUGACGCGACACCUGAAGUGCCACAGCCUUAUCAAGAGGCACCCAUGCAGGUACUGCGGCAAAGGCUUCAACGACACCUUUGACCUGAAGAGGCACAUGCGCACACACACAGGUAUCCGGCCCUACAGGUGUGAGCUGUGUGAGAAGGCUUUCACACAGCGCUGCUCGCUGGAGUCUCACCUGCGCAAGAUCCAUGGUGUGAGGCAGCAGUACGCGUACCGGCAGCGCCGCUCCAAGAUCUUUGUGUGUGAGGACUGCGGCUUCACUUCCAGUCGGCCUGACGAGUACUUCAUGCACGUGCGUCAGAGGCAUCCGGACAGUCCAGCACUGCGAAGAUACUACCGUAAACACAUGCAGGAGACGCCCACUCAGCCCCGCAUCUCACCCUUCAUGCUCUACCCGACAACAGCGUUCUACAUGUGA
Molecule: messenger RNA, 894 nt
Organism: Ictalurus furcatus (blue catfish)
Lineage: Eukaryota; Metazoa; Chordata; Actinopteri; Siluriformes; Ictaluridae
Exons: 4
Coding region: 76-894 (272 amino acids)
Biological process (GO): epidermal cell differentiation; regulation of transcription by RNA polymerase II
Cellular component (GO): nucleus
Molecular function (GO): DNA-binding transcription factor activity, RNA polymerase II-specific; RNA polymerase II cis-regulatory region sequence-specific DNA binding
Source: RefSeq, a predicted model, not a curated record